Pieris brassicae (large cabbage white) is the source of this 704-nucleotide messenger RNA. Its product is annotated as ATP synthase subunit d, mitochondrial-like. Gene Ontology annotation, biological process: proton motive force-driven ATP synthesis. Bases 78 to 593 code for a protein of 171 amino acids. The record is from RefSeq and is a predicted model, not a curated record. The transcript is spliced from 3 exons. Gene Ontology annotation, molecular function: proton transmembrane transporter activity. NCBI's taxonomy places the organism in Eukaryota, Metazoa, Arthropoda, Insecta, Lepidoptera, Pieridae.
UGACACUUUUUGUCUAAGUAAAUUGAAAACGAUGGCUUGUAAAAUAUUUCUUAAUCUGACAAACUCCUAAAGACAAGAUGUCUAAAAGGUUUACCAAGCAAAGUAUCGACUGGGCCCAACUUCAAAAGCUAGUACCGCCAGAUGAAAAGGGAAAAUUUCUAGCAUUUAAGGCAAAGGCAGAUGCUUAUCUCCGACGGGUGAACGCGAAUCCCCCUGAGCUACCUAAAAUAGACUGGAAAAAGUAUCAGUCCCUGGUGCCAGUAGCUGGAAUGGUAGAGAAGUUUCAGAAAGAGUACGAGGCUUAUAAGGUGCCUUAUCCUGAAGAUAAACUUUCAGCUACUAUUGACGAGCAAUGGAAAUCGCUGGAACCGCAGAUCAAGGCAUAUUGUGACGAAAGAGAACAUGAUAUAAAGGAAGCAUCUAAGGUAUUGGAUGCUAUGAAAAAGUUGCCAACGUUUGAAGAAAUGACAAUGGAAUCGUUGUACGACUUGUAUCCAGAGCAAGCGCUAGAUCCGGUGAAAAGGCCAACAUUUUGGCCUCACGACGAAGAAAGCCAGCUCGGAUAUGUAAUCAAGCAAAAAGUGACGAAGUAGUGUCAAUAAAUUGUAAUAUUAUUCCUUUUUAAAUAUUUUCUAAUGCUGUAUAGGUACAGUACGUACGCAUUAUCAAUAAAUAGAUGUUUACGUUUGAAUAUUAAAUGUAUU